This is a messenger RNA of Austrofundulus limnaeus, 1643 nucleotides long. It is a transcript of the gene stoml2, whose product is annotated as stomatin (EPB72)-like 2. Gene Ontology annotation, biological process: mitochondrion organization. The record is from RefSeq and is a predicted model, not a curated record. NCBI's taxonomy places the organism in Eukaryota, Metazoa, Chordata, Actinopteri, Cyprinodontiformes, Rivulidae. Gene Ontology annotation, cellular component: mitochondrion; membrane.
CAAACCCAGCGAACUGCACCGAGGCUGUGGGUAACACCGGUCCAGCAGAGGUGGGCCUCCACGUUACCCAUGAACACUGUGAUCCUAUUUGUACCCCAACAAGAAGCCUGGGUGGUGGAGAGGAUGGGUCGCUUCCAUCACAUCUUAGAGCCGGGUUUGAACUUCCUCAUACCGAUUCUUGACAGAAUCCGCUAUGUGCAGAGUCUUAAAGAAAUAGUGAUCGACGUCCCAGAACAGUCUGCAGUGUCUCUCGAUAAUGUAACACUACAGAUUGAUGGAGUACUUUACUUAAGGAUCUUGGACCCUUUUAAGGCCAGCUAUGGUGUUGAAGACCCAGAAUAUGCAGUCACACAGUUGGCACAGACCACYAUGCGUUCAGAACUGGGCAAACUGACAUUAGAUAAAGUGUUUCGGGAAAGAGAGUCCCUCAACUCUAACAUCGUCCACUCCAUCAACCAAGCUUCAGAUGAGUGGGGCAUCCGCUGCCUCCGUUAUGAAAUCAAAGAUAUCCAUGUUCCACCUCGAGUCAAAGAGUCCAUGCAGAUGCAGGUGGAGGCUGAGCGUAAAAAGAGAGCCACUGUGCUGGAGUCUGAAGGGACAAGAGAGGCAGCCAUUAAUGUUGCCGAGGGUCGUAAACAAGCUCAGAUCCUGGCCUCGGAAGGUGAAAAGGCGGAGCAGAUCAAUAAAGCAGCUGGUGAAGCUCAAGCAGUCUUAGCCAAAGCUGAGGCAAAAGCGAAGGCUAUCCGUAUGCUGUCUGAUGCUCUGACUGAGCAGAAUGGAAAUGCAGCUGCUUCACUGAGUGUUGCUGAACAGUAUGUGUCAGCUUUCUCCAACCUGGCCAAACAGUCUAACACAAUCCUUCUGCCCUCUAAUACCGGAGAUAUUAGUGGAAUGGUGUCACAGGCUAUGACCAUUUACAGUACACUGGCCAAGGCAAACCCAUCUCCAGAAGUGGUGGAGGAGAAAAAGGAGGACACUUGGGAAGAGUUGGCAACCCCUGAAGAGCAGAGGACUGACUAACUUCAGAAUAUUAAAUACAUAAAAACAGAAGAAGCUGUUUUAGUCCACAUGACGCUUUGCGAGCUGUGUUCACAGACCUCCUGACAAGAUGAAAAGGAAAAGAAAGUCGUCCGAUGUCCUGCCCAUAGGAUAGCCCAUCUUUUGUUAGAGGACUCUCCCUGACUGCUGUUUGUUUUAGGUUAUUGUUGGAGURGGAAAUAAAAUCCUCUCAGCAUUCGGAAAUGUUGGCCCAGUCAACUUUUUCUAUGCAUUAUAUUUAUUUACGGCAGCAUACAUUUUACCAUUCAACUUAAAGAUUCAAGUGAACUAUAAAAUUAUCUUUCAUGUGUUUUCUUCUUUCUAUUCUGUUUUUUUAUUGCAUUUUUUCCCCCUGAGGUUGGCUGAAAUAAUCACAUUGAGGUUCUGUAAAAGUGCCAGUUUCAAAAUUAGCUCAGGGGAAGCAUGUCAUGUUUAUAUGCAUUUUCUGCAGCAACAACUCAAUAACUUUCACACUUUGGGACCACAUUCUGAGUUUCUGUAUUUAACAUCUGACUGGAUGCCUAAUAAAUGCUGAAGGCUUGUUAAGUAACAUGUUAUUUUACAUUUUAAGGAGGUUAAAAAUAAAUUUGUUUGUCUUGGUGAAA